Messenger RNA from Vespula vulgaris, 5478 nucleotides. RefSeq names its product solute carrier organic anion transporter family member 4A1 (gene Oatp26F). The coding region runs from base 1550 to 3721 and encodes 723 amino acids. The record is from RefSeq and is a predicted model, not a curated record. Gene Ontology annotation, molecular function: protein binding. Lineage: Eukaryota; Metazoa; Arthropoda; Insecta; Hymenoptera; Vespidae. The transcript is spliced from 12 exons. Gene Ontology annotation, cellular component: membrane. Gene Ontology annotation, biological process: transmembrane transport; sodium-independent organic anion transport.
GGUCGAACGGUGGGGAGUCGGAAGAGAGAGGGAGAGACGGAGAACGGAAAGAUGGUAGAGAGAGGGGUGGAGCGAAAGAAAGAAGGACAAAGAGGGCGAUACGCGACGAGAACGGGAUAGAGAAUGUCUACAGUAGUAACGGCUGCGUAUACGAGGUUUUAACUCGCGGGGAAAAGUCCGAGAGAGAGAGAGCACGAGCUUUCGUACUCUCAGUCGCGUGUGACACGCGGCCUCAGCUGCCACGCUUGGAAGCUGUCGGCGCGUUUUUCGCUUCCUCGAAGGCGAACGGACACGUUCGGAACACGAAGGGAACGCCAAAACGGAUUAGACGAAGAAAGUGAAAUUUAAUUAGCGCGUGAAAUUUAAUUCGAAAUAUCGUUCGAAAAACGUUCAACUCGAUAGGUUCCUCGUAAUAAAGUCGAUGUCUUCCUGUUAAUGAAUCUUUCGGCGAUCGUUCGCGAUCGAGUUAUUCAAAGGAAAAAGUUCUUCAAGUUCAAGGAAAGAAGAAAUUCGUCACAAAGGAGAUAGGAAGGAAGGAAGGAAGGAAAGAAGGAAGGCAUUAGAAUCGAAGGAAGUAGAAAAGUUUUCUUCGAAUCGUUAAGAAAAGUCGAGAAAGCAGGAUAAAUCCGUUUCGAAUAGAUUUUAAUCGCGAGCUAAGGGUUAUCAAAGUUUUCACACCGGUCUUUAAGCGGCUACGCGAGAAGAAGAAGAAGAAGAAGAAGAAAGAAAGAAAAAAGGAGAAGGUGCAAAGAGGAAAUCAAGAGAAAUCGUGGGGAGUUUCGUUCGAAGGGAAUCGAGUUCUCGCGGACAAUGAUAUUCGUUAUCGGACUUUGAAGGGAAUAAGUUUUCUCGAAGAAAAAAAAGAAGAGGAAGAAGAAGAAGGAGAAAAAGGAGAAGACGAGAAACGGGAAUGAUUCGCGCGUGUCCAGGAAGAAAAAUGUCGCUUGUCGAGACUUGACUCUCUCUUCUUCGCCUAUGAUAGCUAUCUAACGACCAAGUUUUCUUAUGCGUCUUUCUAGCGAGAAGGAAGAACUUUACUGAAGGUUUCGUCGUCGAGUGCUCUCGAAGAACGAAAACGCGAUGAAGGGAAACGCAAUUUCGAAGGAGAGAAGUUGGAGGAUGAAUCGCGGGGAAUGAGUUUGCGUUUGGCGCCAAGUGUCGCGCGUCUAACCUUUGGUAAACUGUUGACGAGUACGACGAGUGCAAGGAGGACGGAGAGAAAGUCGUCGUCUGGUUGAAACGUUCCGGCUGCUGUUGUUGCUGCUGCUGCCUCUAGAAACUCGUUAUCGUGUUCCAAGUGGAAAGCGAAAGGGCGUCGAUUACGAAUACUUUGACGAAUGUGCAAGAAGAAAAUGACGUUCUGCCUUUUCUUCUACUUUCGUCAAUCUUAACGCCAUCGUUAUAUUCCUCUAUUUCCAUCGAAUAUAAUAUUUCUGUCGGAAGCUGACGGGUGUCUUUGAAGAAUAGAGAGAGAGAGAGAGAGAGAGAGAGAGAGAGAGAGAGGAGAAGUUGGAAAUCAAGAAAAGUCAGAGCGAAACUCUGAACGAUCAUGCGAGACAAAUUUGCAUUUGGUUCGGGCGUCCCGGACAUGCACGAGACUCUAUCCAACUUUCCGGAACAGUUUGGGGAUGGACCGAGGAAGCCGGAAAUAAAGGCGGAAAUGCCAAAGGAGUCGGAUAGAACCACGGACAACUUGAAGUGCGGCUGGUUUUGGUUCAGGCCAAUUUAUUUGCAGAAAUUCCGGACGGCCAAGUGGGCGCUCUUUUGGUUAUGCUGGGCUGGGGCUAUGCAAGGUAUGGUCGUCAACGGCUUCGUGAACGUCGUGAUAACGACGAUCGAGAGGAGAUUCGGUCUGAGAUCGUCUCAAACUGGAUUGAUCGCCGGUGGAUACGACAUCGCGAGUUUUCUUCUACUCGUGCCGGUCAGUUAUCUCGGUGGUCGUUCGAAGGCAUCGAAACCCAGGUACAUCGGCGUUGGCGUUCUAGUCUUAGGUUUAGGAAGUUUACUCUUCGCGUCGCCUCAUUAUCUGGUCGGUCCCUACAGAGGUGGUCAACAAUCGGAAAACGUAUGUCAAAGGGCGAACAACGCGUCCACCACGCGUUCGGUAUCGUGCAGUGAUAUUAAUGGAGAAGCCGACGAACAGCAGGAACCUUACAGCGGAAUGUACUUAAUCAUUUUUUUGCUGGCCCAACUUUUACACGGCGCCGGAGCAGCGCCAUUUUAUACUCUCGGUGUCACUUACCUGGACGAAAACGUCUCGAAGAAGAUGUCCUCCGUGUAUUUAGGUAUCUAUUACACAAUGGCGGUGAUAGGACCUGCUUUGGGGUACGUGGUCGGUGGGGAACUUUUAAAACUCUAUACAGAUUUUAUCAUCGUCGAUCCAUCCACAAUCGGAUUAACUCCGGAUAGCAACGUUUGGGUAGGCGCAUGGUGGAUAGGUUUUCUGGCAGCUGCAGUUAUUUGCUUUGUUAUCGCGAUACCGCUUCUGGCAUUUCCUCCAGCUUUACCGGGUUCGGAAGAAUUGGCUAAAGAGAGAGUAUCCGAGGCACACGCGAAACCAAACAAAUCCUCGGCUCGUGAACCUGGAGAGGCCUUUUCGAAAAUUCGCGAACUACCACGUGCCAUGACGGAAUUGCUGACCAAUCCUGCGUUCUUCAUGCUAAACUUGGCGGGUGCCAGUGAGGGCUUGCUUAUAGCAGGUUUCGCUGCUUUCCUACCAAAACUGAUCGAAAAUCAAUUUAGCGUCAACGCCAGCUCAGCCGCGUUAUUGAUGGGAUUGGUGACGGUGCCCGCUGGCGGUGGUGGCACGUUCCUCGGUGGUUAUUUGAUAAAACGUUUGAAUUUAUCUUGCUCCGGUAUUUUGAAAUUCUGUCUCUUCUCCACGGCCGCUUGUAUAGUAUUCACCCUCUGUUUUGCACUGAGCUGUCCGAAUUUGAAUUUCGCCGGACUCACCGUACCUUAUCAUUCUCUUACAAAAAAAUCGUUAUCGUUGGAAGACUCUUGCAACAGUGCCUGCGGAUGCUCUAGGUCGGAAUUUAAUCCUAUUUGCGGCAUCGAUGGACUGACUUAUUACUCACCGUGCCACGCUGGAUGUUAUCAGGAAAUAUCGAUGAACGACGUCAAAGUGUACGCGGAUUGCAGUUGCAUUCAGGGUACGGCCAAAACUUUGACGAUGUUAAAUAGCAACGAGAACGUCACUUACGAAGCCGUAAACACGACCUGCACAAGCACCUGUUCUUAUCUUUGGCUCUUCGUCGUCCUCGCUUUUUGUAACAUGUUCGUAACCUUUCUCUGUACGAUGCCGGCUCUAUCCUCGACCCUCAGAGUCGUACGCGACGAUCAGAGAUCUUUCGCUCUUGGUAUACAAUGGAUAAAGGUUCGAAUUCUGGGCACGAUACCUGCCCCGAUGGUGUUUGGCGCGCUCAUCGACGAAACUUGCAUCCUGUGGCAAGAGAAUUGCGAUGGAAGAGGGGCCUGCCUCGUCUACGAUAAUUAUUACAUGAGCAGCUACAUGCUGGCACUGGCUUUUAUCGGCAAAGCCGCCUCUCUCCUUUUCUUUUUCUUAGCCUGGUGGAGUUACAUUCCUCCGGUAAGCAAGACGAUCGGUCCAAAUUCUCGACAGGAAGCCACUGCCGGUGCAAAUAUAUCAUUGGUGCCAAACGACCCCUCCAACGAUCUUCAACUAACACCAGCCACGAUCACUCCUAUGAUGGAUGCAUAGAUUAACAUCCGAUGCGAUAUGAGAAGAAUAUCAUCGACAAAUUCGAGCACGCUUGCGUGCAAGCUAAUAAUAAAUGUGAUAACAUUUUCUACGAAACGCGCUGCGAGUUGAUACUUGCGAUAAUCUCAAUUCGUAUUUUACGUCGUCUAAGCUCUUAUUUCCUUUAAAAAUCGUUAUUGUCCUCUUUCGAACAUUUAUAUUUUUUCUCUUUUUUUUUUUUCAUUUUCCAUUUUUUUUUCUUUUUUUUACAUAUGUAUAUAAAGUUAUUUCGACGAAUAUAUCGUCCUCGAUGAUCGGUGAUCGUGACUCAGCGGACUCGUUAAGCUCGCAAUAAGGGUAGGAUACUUGUGCAGUGUACAAAAUAUCUAUCUAUCGCCUUACGAACCACGAAACAUAUCCCUUCAACUAUACUUCUUUUUUUCUUGUUUCCUUCAACUUUACACGAUGCACGCGAUAUCGAUAUACAACGUGCUCUUCAAAGCUCUCGGCCGUUUCCCUGUAUCGACCGAAUUUAAAGAAGAUCUUUCGAAGCGAGCGAUCUAAAAAAUAGAUCUUUCAUUACGUCGAUCUCAUCGUAAAUAUUAUGCGUUGCGAAUUCGACGAUGCGGUAUCCGCUUUCUGCUAAAGCUUCUUCACUGCCGGUAUUUGAAUCGUUCCACGAUUAUUAAAAAAAAACAUUGGAACAAAUAAUGUUAAAAACCUCGGUGAAGGAGGUUACUAAAAAAAAAAGAAAAGAAAAUUAAUCACUCGUUAACAUUGGAGGAUUACCGGAUUGCAGAAUACAUCGCGCAAGUGCACUUGUAAUAUUUCUAAUACUCGUUAAUCGAUAGCUCAAGAUCGAUCGAUUUUCGACUUUCCUACCGUAGUACCAAUCUGUAUUGACAAAUAAUACGUACUGAAUGUUACCAAAAAAAAAAAAAGGAGAAAAAGGGAAAAGAAGAAAUAAAGAAAAAAAAAAAAAGAAACUAUAUAUUACGAAUGUUUGUACUAUUCAUCGCAAAGUGCAAAGUGAUAUUUACGCUUAAGUAAUUAGCCACUAUUACAGUGCUUGGAUAAAAAAAAAAAGAAAGAAAAGGAAAAAAAAAACAAUAGAAAUCGUAUAGCGUUUAACCCGUAAAUGGUGUCGACGAAACUCAAUGUCACAUUUUUACCCUUUGUAAUAAAGAUUUGUAAUCCGACGAUGUAUACUUUCUCUGCGUGGACGACGUGUAAACGAUUUUAUAUUAAUAUGUAUUAAUAUAAAAGUACGAUGCACGCGUCGCGAAUACAAAGUUUCACAUCCGUUGUUUGUAUUACGUAAGAUGGAAAAAAUCAAAUCGAUGUGCAAAAUGAUACGUUAUCGUAUAAGGUGUUUCACAUUUUUCUACGUUUAUAUCCGAGAGAUUACUCUCGUUACCCUUGGGGUGUUAUUACUCGUCUUUGAAUGAUCGUUGCUCUCUUGUUAAGAGAAAUACGCUCGAUUGUAGAUACACGUACGCGUACGACGUUCGAUAGAAAAAUGUCGUCAUAUCGUCGUCGAUUCGAUGAAAACGCUCGUGAGAAUAGCUCGAUUAUAGGUACUUAUUUACCUAGCUACAUAUGGAUAUGUAUAUAAAGAUAGCGAUAGCUUCGUUCAAUUUCUCUUCGAUUCGAUUCUUUAUCGUACGAAUUUAUUAUCGAUUUAUAAUUGAAAUUAUUUUUGUUAUUUACGAGCAAUCGAGGUGUACACGAUACGAGCGUUAUAUGUGUUACGAAUAAAGAGAUUGUAAGCUGUGUUA